Messenger RNA from Myotis lucifugus (little brown bat), 1645 nucleotides. RefSeq names its product neuraminidase 2 (gene NEU2). NCBI's taxonomy places the organism in Eukaryota, Metazoa, Chordata, Mammalia, Chiroptera, Vespertilionidae. The coding region runs from base 29 to 1168 and encodes 379 amino acids. Gene Ontology annotation, molecular function: exo-alpha-sialidase activity. The record is from RefSeq and is a predicted model, not a curated record. Gene Ontology annotation, biological process: ganglioside catabolic process; oligosaccharide catabolic process. Gene Ontology annotation, cellular component: lysosome; cytoplasm; membrane. The transcript is spliced from 3 exons.
CAAGCAUUUUUGUAGGCUGGGAGGCCCCAUGGCAUCCCUCCCCGUCCUGCAGAAGGAGAGAGUGUUCAAGUCGGGAGCACAGGCCUAUAGAAUCCCUGCUCUGCUCUACCUGCCGCAGCAGAAGACUCUGCUGGCCUUCGCAGAAAGGCGCAAGAGCAAGAAGGACGAGGACGCAGAGCUGAUUGUCCUGCGCAGGGGAAGCUAUGAUGAGUCCACCCACCAGGUCCAGUGGCACGCUCAGGAAGAGGUGGCCCAAGCCCAGCUGGAGGGCCACCGGUCCAUGAAUCCAAGUCCCUUUUAUGACGAGAACACGGGGACCCUCUUCCUCUUCUUCAUUGCCAUCCCCAGGCAGGUCUCUGAGCAACACCAACUCCACACCAAGGUCAAUGUGACACGGCUGUGCCAAGUCACCAGCACCGACCACGGCAGGUCCUGGAGCCCCACCAGAGACCUCACAGACUCUGCCAUUGGCUCGGCCCACGGGGAAUGGGCCACCUUUGCGGUGGGCCCGGGGCACUGUCUGCAGCUGCACAACGAGGCGCAGAGCCUGGUGGUGCCAGCCUACGCCUACCGGAAACUCCGUGCCCACGGGCGGCCCAGCCCCUCCGCUUUCUGCUUCAUCAGCCACAACCACGGGCUCACAUGGGAAAGAGGCAACUUUGUGGCCCCGGAAACCGUGGAGUGCCAAGUGGCUGAGGUCGGGGGUGCAAAACAGAGGAUGAUAUAUCUCAACGCUAGAAGCCCCCGUGGGGCCAGGAUUCAGGCCGAGAGUGUCAAUGACGGGCUUGAUUUCAGGGGGGCCCAACUGGUCCAGAAGCUUGUGGAGCCUCCCCAUGGCUGCCAUGGGAGUGUGAUCGCCUUCCCCAGCCCCAGAGCGGGGUCAGGCUCCACAGACAAGUGGCUGCUCUACACUCACCCUACUGACCCCCGGCAGAGAACCAACCUAGGUGCCUACCUCAAUACACGGCCCCCAGCCUCUAACGCCUGGUCCCACCCAGCCCUGCUGGCUGAGGGCACCUGUGCCUACUCAGACCUUCAGAGCCUGGGUGUGGGCCCCGAUGGCUCACCCCAGUUUGGGUGUCUGUACGAACAUAAUAACUACGAGGAGAUCAUCUUCCUCAUGUUCACCCUGAAACAAGUCUUCCCAACUGAAUUUUCGGCUCAGUGAGCCGGCCAUGUGCUACCCCCUAUUCUUGUCCCCCUGCUCAUGCAAAUACCCUAUGAUCCAGCAAUUCCACUCGGAAGUAUACAUCCAAGAGAAAUGCAAGCAUAUAGCUGCCAAAUACACGGAUGAGCAUAUUUACAGCAGCUUCAUUCAUAAGAGUCCUAAACUGGAAACAACCCAAAGGUCAAUUGAAAACAGAAUGGGUAACUAAACUGGGGACUAUUGAUGCAAUGGAAUAUUACCCAAUAAUAAGAGGAUCAACUACUGCUAUACAUAAUAGUAUGGUUGAUUUUCAGAUGGUAUGUUGAGUGAAAGAAGCCAGACUCAAAAGAAUACAUUCUUUAUAAUUCUAUGUACAUGAAGUUCAAGAACAGGCAAAACCCAGUCUAUGGUAUAUACAGCAAGACACUGGUGGAGGAAUACUGUUCACUGCGAAGGGUCCUGGGAACAUUCUAAUGUUUGACCUGGUGCUGAUCAGGA